Molecule: messenger RNA, 2652 nt
Organism: Silurus meridionalis
Lineage: Eukaryota; Metazoa; Chordata; Actinopteri; Siluriformes; Siluridae
Gene: eomesa
Product: eomesodermin homolog a
Exons: 6
Coding region: 199-2232 (677 amino acids)
Biological process (GO): CD8-positive, alpha-beta T cell differentiation involved in immune response; mesoderm formation; regulation of transcription by RNA polymerase II
Cellular component (GO): nucleus
Molecular function (GO): DNA-binding transcription factor activity, RNA polymerase II-specific; RNA polymerase II cis-regulatory region sequence-specific DNA binding
Source: RefSeq, a predicted model, not a curated record
AUCAGAUCAGACACAAACCCGGAGGAGCUUCAGAACACUUUAGUCUUGAACGCGCGCGCGCUGAGUGGCUUUACAUUUUUGUAUUUUUAUUUGUUUGCAUCGUUUCUUUCUUUUUUUUUUUUUCUUUUUUGUUUGUUUUUGUUUUGUUUAUUUGUGCGUGCUCGUGCGCGCGUGUGUGUGUGUGUGCUUUAUUCGAGUAUGCAGUUGGAGAGUCUGCUCCCCAGCUUACCCAAGACUUUCUACACGCUCUCCUCCUCUUCAUCCUCCUUAUCUUCUUCAUCCUCCGACAGCACGAGCCCGGGAUCCGCGCACACGCACGCAAACAGCGCGCACAGCUUCCCUGAGGCGGAGCGGACCGAGCCCGAGCCUGACCCGGUAAAGAAGUACCGAUCAGCCAUGAUGAUUAGCGGCACCGGGACCAGCAGCAGCACCGCAGGUGGAGGAGAGCGCGAGGCAGAGGAGUUCUCCACCGGAAGUAAAAGCAGGAAGAGUUCUCCGGUGAUUGGGGGAGGAGGAGCACCAGCACCACCCGCAGCAGGAGAUGAGGAUGAAGAGCUCGUGACCCGGCGCUACGGGAUCGAGGAGCUCGGUACCGAGCGCUACUUCAUCUCGCCGAGCUCGGAAGCGAGCGCGUGCUCGUUGUUCCCGUACGGAGCGCAGGGCAGCUCGGUGUACGGCGGCGCGGGCGCGCGUUACUCCUCACCGUACCCGUCCGCCGCUUCGGUGCUCGCGCCCCCGCCCCCUCCUCCUCCUCCCCCGCCGCCUCCGCCGGGCGCCGUCUGCAGCUCGCGCGCCCAGCUCGCGCCUCCGUCCGCCGCCGCCGCCUAUCAGUUCGGCCAGGGGCCCACGUGCCUCUACCCCUCAUACCACCCCGGGCUCGCGGUGGGCAGGGCGCAGGUGUACCUGUGUAACCGCGCGCUCUGGCUCAAGUUUCACCGCCAUCAGACCGAGAUGAUCAUCACCAAGCAGGGCAGGCGCAUGUUCCCGUUCCUGAGCUUCAACAUCGCGGGACUGAACGUGAGCGCGCACUACAACGUGUUCGUGGAGGUCGUGCUCGCGGACCCGAACCACUGGCGCUUCCAGGGCGGGAAAUGGGUCACGUGCGGAAAAGCGGACAACAACAUGCAAGGAAAUAAGAUGUACGUGCACCCAGAGUCCCCGAACACCGGAGCACACUGGAUGAGGCAGGAGAUUUCCUUCAGCAAACUCAAGCUGACCAACAACAAGGGAGCGAACAACAACAACACCCAGUCGUUGCAGUCUCUCCACAAGUACCAGCCGAGGCUGCACAUCGUGGAGGUGAGCGAGGACGGCGUGGAGGACAUGAGUGGUGAAUCCAAAACUCAAACCUUCACAUUCCCUGAAAACCAGUUUAUUGCAGUCACCGCUUACCAGAACACAGACAUCACACAGUUAAAGAUCGACCACAACCCGUUUGCUAAAGGUUUCCGAGAUAACUAUGACUCGAUGUACACAGCUCCUGAGAGCGAUCGCUUGACCCCGUCCCCCACCGACUCUCCUCGUUCACACCAGAUCGUCCCGGGAGCUCGUUACGCCAUGCAGCCUUUCUUCCAGGACCAGUUUGUGAAUAAUCUCCCUCAGAACCAUCGUUUGUACGGUGGAGAGCGCGCCGUGCCGCAGACCAACGGCCUCUUGUCUCCUCAGAGCGAUGACUCGUCCAUCUCCGCCUCGUCCUCGUCCUCUGCUGCUCAGCGGUGGUUUGUCACCCCCGUCCAGCAGAACGAAGCCGAUUAUUCUGUGCUCCCGUAUGGCAUCAAGCCUCUUCCUCUUCAGAGCCCACACUCGUUUGGGUAUUACCCAGAAUCCUCUGCUUUUGCUUCAAUCUCAGCGGGAUGGAGUGGAGGCAGAAGUUCUUACCAGAGGAAAAUGGCUGCCGGUCUGCCUUGGUCUCCUCGUCCGAGUCCACCUUCCUUCUCCUUCCCUGAAGAUCCUCUCACCACCGCCACCACGAUAACGACAAGCAUUAAAGACAAGCUGCAGGACGAAGGGGCGGCGGUGACGGCAGGAGCCGGAGGAGUCUGGGGUCUGGAUACGACCUCCAGUCUGAAGCCCCUGGACAAAUUCGACGCUCCCUACGCCAUGGUGUGUAAACGACGACGUCUCUCAUCAGGAGCCGACGCUUCGCCGAGCAUCAAGUGUGAGGACGUGACGAGCGACGAGUACGGCAAAGAGCAGCCCAAGAGCUACUACGCCUUUUACACCAGCCCCUGAAUCAAUCUUCUCCCCAUCCCUCCAUCCCUCCAUCCCUCCAUCCCUCCUCACUUUGCUCUUUUAAAGUGCUUUUAAAACCUUUUUUUAAUUAUUGUUGUUGAUUAUUAUUAUUAUUAUUAUUAUUAUUAUUAUUAUUUUAAUGCACGUGUCUAGGCUCUGUGCUCCUUAUCGUGAUCCUGAUUGGUUAAAUUUCUUUUCUUUGAUCUUUUUAAACAAUCUGCUGUUUUUAACAUUAUUUUCUAUUUUAAACAUAGAUAUAUAUAUUAUAUAUAAAAUCCGUGUGAUGCCCCUCACCCCUCUUUAAUUUAAGACCCUUUGGUUGUACAGUAUUUGUGCACUUUAGAUUGUGACGUAUCUUGUAUAAAUUGUCGACAUGGCACUGGUAUGAGAUGUGAAAUAAAAUGUGCUUUUCAUAAAGUU